CAGGCGAUUUCCAAGAUGGCGCGCCAAACUUAGCAGACAAAUUGGCCGGUGAUUGAGGAUUCUGCCAAAAGACAGAAAGAGUUUAAAAUGUCCGUGGCCGUCGUCUCGACGGAUGAUCCACAAGGGUCUUACUCCUCCAUCUAGAAGCAGACGACCGCCACCAUCAUGAUAGACGUGCAGACGGACUCGAAGCUGCUCUUUGCUGCCUCGGCUCUCGUCGCGUCGUGGCUCCUCUGGGUCUUCUUCGUGCCGCCGAAGCAGCUCCACAAUGGCUUCAACAAGGUGCCCAUCAUCAAGAAUCGGUUGCCUGGUUUGGGAGGCGUCGGCUUCUAUGCCAAUCGAUACACUUUCCUUUCAAAAAAUGUGACCAAGGACCCGAGGCAUCCGCACCACGGCAUUGCUAAAUUCAACCUGCUUGGAAAAGUCGUCUACCACGUCGGUGGCAAUGACGAAGAGACGAUGCGGGCGAUCUGCCUCAACAAGGACCUCUCCUUUUCCGGUGGUAACAACUUCCUCUUUGCUGGCAUUGCCGGCGCACGACAGGGCGGCAUAAACGAGGACGGCGAGGUCGACACCGAGGAGAAGCGAGUGAUGAGGGAUCUCAUCAAGGCCAUCAGCCCUACGAGACUCAAUCCCAUCGCGCCUCGCCUCGUCGAAGAUGCCUAUGAGGGCAUUCAGGAGUGGCUGGGCAACGGCGCCUCGGCAGACCUGGACAUGCAGCAGACGUACUACCCCCUCGUCUUUCGCUUUACUGUCCGCGUCAUGGGCAUGGCUGAGUAUGCGUCGUCGCCCGAAGAUCUCAAGCGCUUCGUUGCGGCCUUCUGGGCCACACAGCGCAACUCUGGCUUCUGGACCACCAUUCUGCCCUGGGUGCCCCAGCCUCGGCUGCUGAUGCGCUUGUGGGGCGCCGUGACGCUCUGGCGCAUGGUGCGCAAGACGCUGGCCGAGCGGCAAAAGACGGGCCACCGCGAGGAAGACUAUGCGCAGGACCUCAUCGACAAUGGUUACUCGCACAACCAGGUCAGCAAGUUUGUCAUUGGCGGCAUCAUCGCCGGCAUCCUCAACACCAUCGGCACGGGGGCCUACUCGGUUGCCUUUGUCGGCGCCGACGACGACCUCAAGCGGCAGUGCAGGGCCGGCCUCGAGGCUGGCCUGCGCAAGGUGGCCGAGUCGCGCGGCGAGGUCUAUGAGGACCUGACGCCGCUGCAGAAGCUGCAGAUGGUCAAGCUCGAAGACUGGGAGUCGAUUCCUGACUUUGAGAUUCUCCACCUCGUCUUCAAGGAGUCGAUUCGCCUCAUGCUCACCAAUAGCCUCAAUCGCUACUAUCCCGGCCCGAGCAAGGACAAGGAAGGAAAGCUCAAGCCGAGACUGACAAUCUACGGCGAGGAGAUCGAGGACGACGCCUACGUCACCUUUUCGCCGCCUUCGAACCUGCACGACGCAGACGCAUUUCCCGAGCCAUUCAAGUUUGACCCGAUGCGCUACAAGCGCGGCCAGGGCCAGACCGAAUACACCUUCAUCGGCUGGGGAGCGGGCCACCACAAGUGCACGGGCAUGCGCUUUGCCAAGCUCGAGACCAUCAUUGCCCUCAGUUCCUUUCUCCUCUUUACCGACUUUGAGACUGUCGACGACCGGGGCAAACGCUACAGCCUCCAGGAGGUGCCUCUGCCGGACCUGAGCCAGAGCCACUGGAGGACGCCGCGCAGACCGAUGCGCGUCCGCAUCACCAAGCCAACUCAAUAGACCUAUCGCCCUGUACAAGAUAUCCCACCUCCCCUCCUCGCCCGUACUGUUGUCGAGAAGUGGUAAUACAAGAUUGAAUAUUUCACCUGCUUGCCUG
Messenger RNA from Acaromyces ingoldii, 1840 nucleotides. RefSeq names its product cytochrome P450. Bases 166 to 1743 code for a protein of 525 amino acids. Gene Ontology annotation, biological process: sterol metabolic process. The transcript has 2 exons. Gene Ontology annotation, molecular function: heme binding; oxidoreductase activity, acting on paired donors, with incorporation or reduction of molecular oxygen; monooxygenase activity. The record is from RefSeq and is a predicted model, not a curated record. Lineage: Eukaryota; Fungi; Basidiomycota; Exobasidiomycetes; Exobasidiales; Cryptobasidiaceae.